CGGAUAAAGAGCUAUCCUGAUAAGAGUUAUCCUGAAACACUUGUUGACCGGCGUUAUACUCUGUGGUUUGUAGUGUACGAGGACAGGUUCCGCGAGCUAUCGAGAUUCACCAAUGUACAUUUCCGCCCUCUUGGUGUUAGUGCUGACACAGUACACCUGGGCCUACAACGAUGAUAACUAUCCAUUCUCCGACAGCUACGACCCCACUCUGAUAUCUGCAGAAGACUACGCCGAUCAGGAGGACAUUUUCGAGCCUGCAGAAAAACGCGCCAACAACAUACCAAGAUAUGAGCACAGAAGAUCAUCUAAUGACCCUGACCCACGUCCAACCAGGGGCGCGAAGAUGCUGAGGAGCGAUUAUUUUGUCAGAUUCGGCCGUAGCAAACAAGAUUUCCUGAGAUUCGGCAGAGAUCCAAACCAACAGCGAUUCUCAAGAAGCCGCGACUAUCUGAGGUUCGGAAGAAGUCCUCCACCAGCCACUGAAAAUGGGAGGUACAAGAGAGACGCCGUCUUUGACCCGGAAGUGAAGCGCAACAGCAACUUCCUCAGGUUCGGAAGAAACAGCAAUUUCCUACGAUUCGGUCGAAACAAAGAAGAUCCUAUGCAAGGUGUGGAGCUAACGCAAGAAGACUUGAAGAUGCUGGGUAAACUACGCCAGUUUUACGAAUCUCCCCUCUGGAGGUUAUUCGUGCAGUUGCGAUUAGAAGGACAAGAGAGAUGGAAAAGUGAUGUUUGAAGUUCUUGUGUUUUAUCGUUACGACAAAAAUUAAUGUUUGAUUGAUAUGAUUUUGGCUGGAAUAAUAAUAUAGAAUAUCUAUGUGAUAAUUUAUUUCUGAACCGUCUGAUAUUUUGUAAUUACAUGUUGAUAAAAAU
Messenger RNA from Coccinella septempunctata (seven-spotted ladybird), 873 nucleotides. RefSeq names its product FMRFamide-related neuropeptides (gene FMRFa). Bases 113 to 736 code for a protein of 207 amino acids. The transcript has 2 exons. The record is from RefSeq and is a predicted model, not a curated record. NCBI's taxonomy places the organism in Eukaryota, Metazoa, Arthropoda, Insecta, Coleoptera, Coccinellidae. Gene Ontology annotation, biological process: neuropeptide signaling pathway.